AUGAACGCCAAUUCACUUCCCGAUUUCCAGAUCUUAUCCUACCCUAGUACCACUCCACCACAACCCCAACCAGAAGCAGAGCCGACAAGCAAACUAACCCUCAAGACCUCGUCGUCAUGGACAUACUGCGGACCCCUAUUACCUCUCGAUGCCCGCGGUCUCCCACCCUCCUUCCACACCUGGGCACAAGCCACGAUUAAUGGGCGCGUGCUCGACCCGCUCUUCUCAUUCCUGGCCUUCGUCCACGAGUUCCUCGAGACAAACGGUUUGUCGAACUAUUGGAUUACGAUCCGGGCUAGCCAAGCGUCAAAUGACUUUGAUGUUCCGCGUUGGCAUACGGAUGAGUUAUUCUUUGCAAGGCCAGAGCCGGACGCUUCUAGGUCGAGGCUUAUGUCCGAUUUGUGGUCGAGGGUGAUAGUGCCGAGGACGCUGCGGUCGAGACGGUAUCGCCAUCUCACCACCAAGAAAGAAAAAAUAAGCAGCAUCAGCACCCACACCAACCACAUAACGUCAAGCCCAAACAAAACCAACAAAACCAACACUAAUCCCACAAACUGGAAACUAACAACAACCCUCCUCGGCCCAGGCACACUCUUCGUUCCCACCAAAACAAGCCCCAUGGCCCGCGCCGCCCAAGCGUCCGCCAAAGCCGACGCCCGCGCGGCUCACCACGAACAAAUCUGCCACUCCGUGCGGUGCACAGGAUGUGCCAUGGCCGCGGAGUCGGUGCGGCGCCGCCUAGCGCUGGUAUUGGAAGAUCAUGCUAUCGUACAGGCGAGGCCGGGUGAAUGUGUCUUUUUGAAGAUUGGCGAGGAGCACGGUGCUGUGCAUUCUGAGCCUGUGGCGAGUGGGGAUCGGAUCUUUGUUAAUGUUGUGCCUGGGAGGGAUGAUGAGUUGGUGGGGUUGAUGCGGAGGUGGGGGAUGGUGUUUCCAAGAGCUUGGUGUGUUGGGUUGGGUGGUUAG
Molecule: messenger RNA, 963 nt
Organism: Penicillium lagena
Lineage: Eukaryota; Fungi; Ascomycota; Eurotiomycetes; Eurotiales; Aspergillaceae
Exons: 1
Coding region: 1-963 (320 amino acids)
Source: RefSeq, a predicted model, not a curated record